UUUUGAGUCUUGUGCGACUAAAAUACGACACAUUUUAUUACCUUUUAGAUUUUAUUAUUUACUGUAGUCCAGAGAAUAACAACAUAAUAAAGCAUCCUGUCUUCUAAGAUUUAUCUUGUUGGUUAUUGAAGAUGUGUCUGUUGCUGCUUGUGAUAUCCCAUAAUCAUAUGGCUAUACCAAUAAAAUAAAUGGCAUCUCACGGUGCAGUUGAAUGUAAAUAAAUAAAUAAAUGUGUGUAUGUAUGUGUUUUCUUGAACUUAAGAUUCCCAUUUACCAAAGUUUUUGCAGGAAAAAUGAUCAAAUGUAAUGUUUGCAUUAAAGCAGGCUCUGGUAAGUCUACUGCUAAAAAACCAACACCAACACAGCAAUAGUUCACCCUAAAAAAAGAAAAUCUGCUGAAAAUGUCUAUUUAGAUUUUGUGAAAUUACGUGUAGAAAAUCAAUUAUUAAAAGAAAACAACAAAGUAUCUCGAGGUUUAAUUUAAAGAGCUCAUUUAACAGCUCAUACUGAAUUCCUCAGUUGAGUUUGGCGGUUAACGCUUUCUGAAGAGUAAGCAUCUUAAAAAGUAACUUCAUUUCCCCCAGUGUGUCAAAAAUAAAGAGGAAGGAAACAAGAUAAGCAGAAAAUCAGCAACAGUUUCUACAACAGACUGUAAAAACAGCAAAAACCGUCCGAGAACAACAGGAAUGUAAUGUUGAGCAGCUGUCCUUCAUUGUACCCUAAAUGUGAAUUCACACAAAGUGAAGAACAUGAACUCCAGACUCUCAUCGUUGAUUCUGCUGCUGCUCAUUCCAGGGCCUGCAACACUGGACCAGCCCUCUGUGACUUGCAGUCAAAAGAGUAUUUGUGCUGCGAAGGGGUCAGAAGUGACACUGAGCUGCUCUUACGUCAACAUCGAAAUCAAAACUGGGUUCUGGUUCACCGAAAAACAAAGUACAAACUGGAGAAAAAACAACGAACCUGAAGAUUUGACUUUAGACUCAGACUACUCAGGACGGGUGAAGCAGAUGAUCACAAACUACCAUUCAACACUCACAAUAUCAGACGUGAGAGAGAGAGACUCUGGACAGUAUCAGCUCAUGUUCAUCAUGAAGGAUGGAGUUAAACAUCUCAGCUCAGCAGCCGUCAAUCUUACAGUCACAGUCCUGCAGGUGAAGAGGAAUCCUGAAUCUAUAGACAUGACAGAUAAGAGAAUAAAACUGACCUGUGCCUCUUCCUGCACCUCUGGAGUUUCUUAUAACUGGAUGAAGAACGGAAAGGAUUUCGAUACAGGGUCCCGCGUGUCAAUCAGCACAAAUGAUGACAAAUAUUCUUGUUUUAUUAAUCCAGACCGUGAACAUUCAUCCUCUUAUCUGUGUGUUUCUCCGAGCGGCUGCUGGGAUGUGACUUACUCCUCUAGAAGAGUCUGUGCUUUAGUUGGAUCAACAGUAGACAUUUCCUGCUCAUACUCACAUCCCUCUAGUGAUACUGUAAAUAAAACAUUCUGGCAUUACGGUCGGCCUGACGUAAAGGAUCUGCGUGAGGAGCAUCAGUUUGCUGGUCGUGUGGAGUAUGUGGGGAACAAACUGAGAAUCAAAGAGCUCAAGAGCAUCGACUCUGGAGAAUAUCGAUUCAGGUUCAUCACCAAUUCAGAUGAAUACUCAGGAUCACCUGGAGUCACUCUUACUGUUACAGAUACACAAGUGACAAGGAGCCCGUCCACUGUCUCAGGAGGUGAAAAAGUGAUAUUAAACUGUUUAACUAAAUGCACUUUGAACAACAAACAUACUUACAUCUGGUACAAGAACGGACGACAGGUAACAGAUGGAUUCACUAAAGUCAACAAGCUGUACCUGGACUCAGUCAGCGAUGAAGAGCUUCAACAGUAUUCCUGUGCUGUAGGAGACCAAGAGGAGAGCACAGCUCUACGAAACACGGCUGUCAUACUGUGUGUUUUUCUGACUCUUGCUCUCAUAGGAAUCCUGUGGUACAGGAGGAGAAUAUGUAACUUGUCUAAAACUCACAUGAUUGAAAAGGGGGAGGAGGGGGUUCAGUGUGACUCAGUGCACAACAACACUGCACCCUCUGACUUCACGCAAAAAGCAGAUGCCGACAAUCAAGACAUUCUUUAUUCCAGCGUUAGUUUUGAAAAAAAACCUGCAUCUUCAGUCCCAUACUUGGGUGAUGAUACAGAAGCAGAGGCUGUCCAUUAUGCCACUGUAAGGUUCAAAUAAAACACUGUUGCCUCUGGUGAGCUAAUCAUGUUAUUGUAUUUGGUAUGUCAAAAUAGCACAAUUGACCAUUGCCUUUGGCAGCUGAUUUCCUACACUGUGGUUUUCUCAUGUAUCUCUCUAUUUGCGUAAUAAAAUAUUUACAGCACAAAUCAAUAUUUGUUGUCCAUUCA
Molecule: messenger RNA, 2383 nt
Organism: Carassius gibelio (silver crucian carp)
Lineage: Eukaryota; Metazoa; Chordata; Actinopteri; Cypriniformes; Cyprinidae
Product: muscle M-line assembly protein unc-89-like
Exons: 9
Coding region: 750-2213 (487 amino acids)
Source: RefSeq, a predicted model, not a curated record